GAAGUGCGUGAGCGUCGCACUCGCACAUUCUCCCCCUUUACCACCUCUCGCUCUUGUAGUUGUACGGUCUGCUGUCCGUGUUGCCGUCGGCUUUCCGCACGUCUCCGUCACUCUUCCUUGUUCGCCAGCCUGAAGAAGCUCGACGCACUCUGUUUACCCUCUUUACCUCUGCGAAGGCGACACACUCUUCUGAUGCAGCCAUGGAGAGGCCCAGGGGGUUUACCAGGAGCUUCUCGAUUAUGCCCGCCAGGUUUCUACUCCUCUCCUCCGCUAUCUCCUCCUCUCUCCUCUUCUGCGUCUAUUUUUCCUUCUGGCUCCUCGACGCAACCCCUCCUCAUCAUUCACCGCACUAUGCCCUCAUCAAGACUGUGGAGCAUAGUCCUCUGGCUGAAAGCCCUAUUCCUGGGGAUGCUUUCGUGACGGUGGUCAGUGAUCCCUUUUGGGAAGUUCCGGAUGCAGAAAUCGCGGAGAAAGAUGAGAUCUUUGACGGCGAACGAAUUAGUGAAAGGGGCGACUUUGAUUUGGUAGGGAAUAGUUCGAAUUCUAUUUCGAAGCAUAUGCUCUUCAGUGCCGCUGCUGAUUCUGGCGGAAAUCCAAGUGCGUUAGAAGACUGGAGCAGUGUUGAUUUAUCUGGCGAAGAUGAAAAUGAAGAUGCAGCACCUGUAGGUAUUUUGGGGGAAAACAGUGAGUUUGGUGAUAGAGUAAUAGAAAAGGAGGAAUUUGAGGCAGAUACUGUGAGGAGCAACAUUAGUUCUUUUGUUGAGGGCGAAGUUUCUCUGGUGGACAAAGGCUUCAGUUGUGAUGUUUUUGAUGGAAGAUGGGUUUUCGAUGAGAGCUAUCCUCUCUAUGCGAGCAACUCGUGCCCCUUUGUAGAUGAAGGGUUCAGUUGCGAGGCAAACGGGAGGAUGGAUAAGGAUUACAUGAAAUGGAGGUGGCAGCCUAAUGGAUGCAGCAUUCCAAGGUUCAACCCUGUGAAAAUGCUAGAAUUAAUCAGAGGGAAAAGAUUAGUUUUUGUUGGAGAUUCAAUUAAUAGAAACCAGUGGGAAUCAAUGCUAUGCAUGCUACGAACAGCUCUUUCUGAUCCUAGCAGAGUAUAUGAGACUCGCGGGCAGAGGAUAACAAAGAAUAGGGGAAACUACAGGUUUUACUUUCCAGACUAUCAUUGUAGCGUUGAAUAUUAUGUCAGUCACCAUUUGGUGCGAGAGAGCACAGCAAGAGUCGGAAAGAGGCGCGUGGCUACACUUCGACUUGAUACUCUAGACAGGAGUUCAUCCAAAUGGAGAGGAGCAGAUAUCCUUGUUUUUAACAGCGCUCAUUGGUGGUCACACCACAAAACUAAAGCUGGUGUGAAUUACUACCAGGAAGGAAACCUAGUGCAUCCUCGCCUUGAUGUCUCCACUGCCUUUAGGAAAGCUCUAUCAACUUGGGCAAUGUGGGUCGAUCAACAUUUCAUUCCCGGCAAAACUCAAGUCUUCUUCAGAAGUUCAGCACCAUCACAUUUCAGCGGUGGCGAAUGGAAUUCCGGAGGCCACUGCAAAGAGAGCAUCCGUCCGCUGAACGAGACCUUUGUCAGAGUUCCUGAGAAAAAUAUUAUCUUGGAGGAAAUAGUAAGGAAAAUGAAAACUCCCGUAACUAUUCUCAACAUCACUAAUCUAUCUGGACAUCGAAUCGAUGGCCAUCCAUCUAUUUAUGGGAGAACCCAUGUAAGAGGACCACCGAUCGGCAUUCAAGAUUGCAGCCAUUGGUGUCUUCCUGGAGUCCCUGAUACAUGGAAUGAGUUACUCCAUUUCUAUUUGUUAUUAAGACACAAGCCAACAUUUACAAGCUAAGUAUUACUCGAACAAGGAUGCGAUAAGAUUAUUGAUUUUUUUUUUCAGGAGAUUAUAAUUUUUGACAAAUUCACAUGUUUCCAUUGCUUGUAAUUUUGCCCAAUGUAGCAAAUUGCAUUGCAGUAUUUGAAAUGAAAUGGUGUUCUGUUUUUUAA
This is a messenger RNA of Zingiber officinale, 1984 nucleotides long. Its product is annotated as protein trichome birefringence-like 6. Gene Ontology annotation, cellular component: Golgi apparatus. Gene Ontology annotation, molecular function: O-acetyltransferase activity. The record is from RefSeq and is a predicted model, not a curated record. Lineage: Eukaryota; Viridiplantae; Streptophyta; Magnoliopsida; Zingiberales; Zingiberaceae. The coding region runs from base 201 to 1829 and encodes 542 amino acids. The transcript has 5 exons.